AUGACAGCCUCCGUGCUCCUCCACCCCCGCUGGAUCGAGCCCACCGUCAUGUUUCUCUACGACAACGGCGGCGGCCUGGUGGCCGACGAGCUCAACAAGAACAUGGAAGGGGCGGCGGCGGCGGCGGCAGCGGCUGCAGCGGCGGCAGCGGCCGGGGCCGGGGGUGGGGGCUUCCCCCACCCUGCGGCCGCGGCGGCAGGGGGCAACUUUUCGGUGGCGGCGGCGGCCGCGGCGGCGGCGGCGGCCGCGGCCAACCAGUGCCGCAACCUGAUGGCGCACCCGGCGGGCGCUGAGGCCGCCAAGCAAUGCAGCCCGUGCUCAGCAGCGGCGCAGAGCUCGUCGGGGCCCGCAGCGCUGCCCUAUGGCUAUUUUGGCAGCGGCUACUACCCGUGCGCCCGCAUGGGCCCGCACCCCAACGCCAUCAAGUCGUGCGCGCAGCCCGCCUCGGCCGCCGCCGCCGCCUUCGCGGACAAGUACAUGGAUACCGCCGGCCCCGCGGCCGAGGAGUUCAGCUCCCGCGCUAAGGAGUUCGCCUUCUACCAGGGCUACGCGACCGGGCCUUACCACCACCAUCAGCCCGUGCCUGGCUACCUGGAUAUGCCGGUGGUGCCGGGCCUCGGGGGCCCCGGCGAGUCGCGCCACGAGCCCCUGGGUCUUCCCAUGGAAAGCUACCAGCCCUGGGCGCUGCCCAAUGGCUGGAACGGCCAAAUGUACUGCCCCAAAGAGCAGGCGCAGCCUCCCCACCUCUGGAAGUCCACUCUGCCCGACGUGGUCUCCCAUCCCUCGGAUGCCAGCUCCUAUAGGAGGGGGAGAAAGAAGCGCGUGCCUUACACCAAGGUGCAAUUAAAAGAACUGGAACGGGAAUACGCCACGAACAAAUUUAUUACCAAGGACAAACGGAGGAGAAUAUCAGCCACCACGAACCUCUCCGAGCGGCAGGUCACAAUCUGGUUCCAAAAUAGGAGGGUUAAAGAGAAAAAAGUCAUCAACAAACUGAAGACCACUAGUUAAUGGAUUAAAAAAUGGAGCAAGAAGUCAACUUGAAGAAAUGCUUCAGAACUCGUUGCUUUGCUCAGAUUACAAUAAUGUUUAAUAAUAAUUGAAGAAUGGAAAAGAUAAAGAGAGUUAUCGACAUUUUGCUCUCCUAGGGGAGAUCUCUUUCUCUUUAGUGGAAUCUACAACUGCUUUAAAACUUUAUGAAACGGUAAAGACUGCCAACACUCCCGCCAGCCCCACCAGCCCGUUAAGUGACAAACUCUAGUCAAACGUCAGCCCCCAAAUACGCAAUUUCAGAUAACUUAUGCAGUUACUGAAAUCUUGUAAGUAUUUAUGUGACUGUUAUAUUUUAGGACACUGUGUUAGGUGGUAAUAACCUAAAGGUUGGUUACAAAAGCAAGAGGCGGUUGUAAACAUCUGCUUGUCCUUAGGUUGCCAUUCCCUUUGCAUGUUAAGUGCCUGCUCAGGUAAAUCUUAGUGAAAUUCCUACCAUUGUUGUAUGUCCUGCAAAAUGUUUUAUGUAUAGAUUUAGAGGGGAAAAGAGAAGGUACUGAAAUAAUGAUUUUGGACUAUUUGCUAUGAAGGAAGAAAGGGAGAGAAAGCUCUUCCGAGGAUCAUUUGUCUUGGUAGUAAAAACAAACAUCUGAACCUUUGAGGCUACAAGGGAACCAGGGGUUGUUAAUGUCCUUCUGAGAAUAAUUUUUAAUUGCUUAUAACAAGCAUAUUUUGUGGCAUUUGGACUAUAUUUACUGCCCCAUAUCAGUUAUUUUCCAGAGGAUUUGGUAUCUUUUUUACAAAUGUUUAAAUCAUCACAUGAUCCACAGGACUCAUAUUAUGUCAGAUCUCCCAGGGGGUCCCACCUCAACGUGGACUUUGGUUUAAACACAAUUCUUUUUUUUUUCAUUUAAAUUGUCAUUUCCCAACAUUUGCUAACCAAUUUUACUGGAGAAAUCAUUUUCCAUUCUUAUUUUUUAUAAAACUCCAUGAACAUCUAUUUCCUCGAAACAUUUAGAUAUCGACAUUCUUUAUUUUGAUCUAUUAAGGGAUUAGUAUUUUUCCUUGUUUAUUGUGUUAUCAGACUGCAUUAGAAAGAUUAGGGAUUCACUUCUCAGCACAUUUUUAAUCAAGCAGUUAUUUCAACCAGCACAUUCGUUUUGUUCCUAUUCACUAUAAAAUAUCUUGUAAAUAAAGACAUUCAGCACACUGUGAAAAUGUAUUUGUGCACCUACUUUUAAAAUAUUUCUACUAAAAAUGAAAAAAAACUUAAACCUGUAGAUAGUGAUAUUGGUAUUAAUUCUGUUAAUAAAAUAGUCACAGCC
This is a messenger RNA of Propithecus coquereli (Coquerel's sifaka), 2315 nucleotides long. RefSeq names its product homeobox A13 (gene HOXA13). NCBI's taxonomy places the organism in Eukaryota, Metazoa, Chordata, Mammalia, Primates, Indriidae. Gene Ontology annotation, biological process: regulation of transcription by RNA polymerase II. The record is from RefSeq and is a predicted model, not a curated record. Gene Ontology annotation, molecular function: RNA polymerase II cis-regulatory region sequence-specific DNA binding; DNA-binding transcription factor activity, RNA polymerase II-specific. The coding region runs from base 1 to 1011 and encodes 336 amino acids. The transcript is spliced from 3 exons.